Manihot esculenta (cassava) is the source of this 986-nucleotide messenger RNA. RefSeq lists its product as uncharacterized. The transcript has a single exon. The coding region runs from base 363 to 821 and encodes 152 amino acids. The record is from RefSeq and is a predicted model, not a curated record. NCBI's taxonomy places the organism in Eukaryota, Viridiplantae, Streptophyta, Magnoliopsida, Malpighiales, Euphorbiaceae.
ACUCCGACUGUUGUUCCAAUUGGAGAGUUUUCAACAUGGAAUAAAUAGAGUAUACGAGUAAAUUCAUCUUUAAGGCAGAGAUACAAAGAGAGCGAAGCAAGCCUCCACCAUCCAUUAAGCCAACCAUCACUGCAUGCGUGUUUGACAAACUUCUCUUCCCUUUCCUUUCUUUUCAAAAAGCCCAAUAUUAUUUAGCUGCCAAUUGCUUUUUGCCUCUCCUUUUGUCUUCCCAAAUCCAAUUUGCCAUUUCUUUCUACCUCUCCACUCAUUACACAAACCAAAGAAAAACCCAUCUUUUAUUUGUCCCUCACAUAUAUAAAUCAACUUCUUAAUCCUCUCUCCCUUCAUUCUUGCAUAAAAAAAUGGGCAAUUGCUUAGCUUCUUGCAGACCCAGCAGAGUUCCUGCUCCUGCUGGCGUGGACGAAGCCACUCAGGGCAAAGUUUUUGUUGUGAAGACAGAUGGGAAGAUAAUAGAAUUCAGCUCUCCAGUUCUUGUUAAGGAUGUAUUGGUGAACUUUUCUGGGUUAGGUAUUGGUCUGUCAAAAGAAGCCACAGAGCAUCUUCCCCUUGAUCAUGAGCUUAAGUUGGGGCAAGUUUACUACAUUCUGCCAUCUUUGAGCUCAGCUGGAAGUAUUUCUGCUGCUGAAACAGCAGGUGGUGUGAAGAGGAUCAAAGUGGUUAUUACAAAGCAACAGCUUGAGCAGUUACUUAGAAACCAGGUUUCUGUUGAAGAGCUGGUUCUUUCGAGGCUUGAGAGGACAAGUUUUUCUCUUGAUUCUCCAAGAAAUUGGAAGCCAAAGCUGGAGACGAUUCCAGAAUGAUGAGAAUGAUGAAGCUGAACUUGAUUGUAUAGUUUAUGGGGAAUUCGAUUUUUCUCCUAUUUUGGCUAACAUGUAAAAUUAAUUCAUGUAACUGGAGAAAGGUCUCGUGUAAUUCUGAAAGCUCAUACAAGUUCUGAAUUUCAUGCCUUUUCUAACUUUAGAACA